Molecule: messenger RNA, 4713 nt
Organism: Psilocybe cubensis
Lineage: Eukaryota; Fungi; Basidiomycota; Agaricomycetes; Agaricales; Agrocybaceae
Exons: 10
Coding region: 1-4713 (1570 amino acids)
Biological process (GO): regulation of cyclin-dependent protein serine/threonine kinase activity
Cellular component (GO): nucleus; cyclin-dependent protein kinase holoenzyme complex
Molecular function (GO): protein kinase binding; cyclin-dependent protein serine/threonine kinase regulator activity
Source: RefSeq, a predicted model, not a curated record
AUGGCGUAUUCUAUCUCCUCAGUGGUUUGCCGUGGCGGACAUUUUUACUCCUCCACUUCCUUCGAAGAAACCCUGACAGGAAUCAUUCACUGUUUUACCGCUGGAUACAGGGCAACGAAUACGAAUCAUUCAACGUCCCGAUUUUUCCUGCAGCAAACCAUACAUUGGUUCUACAAGGUUUUGGUUGAAGGUGACAGCGACCCAGAAGAUUUUUAUGAAAUGUACCAUGUCCCAUUCUACAGUACGCAGUCCGGAUACUCGAGCUUGAUAGCUCUGUGCGUGUGCAUGAUCUUGGCAAAUGCGCUCGACUACGAGACCUAUCGAAAUCCCGAUCAGAUGUUCUCCACCAAGACUUCGGCACAGUUAGACGCAUGGAUGCGGUGGAAUACCAACAGCCUGAGCGACGAAGAGCGCAAGGCGUGCAUCUUUGCCCGUGGCGAAGCCUUGGCUAUUCUAGAGUGGCUAUGUCAUCGCACGAAGUCCAUCCACUACAUGAUUGAGACGGACAAAAACAAGGAUGCACAAAAUAUCAUGGCGACAGAAAAGUUCCAUGAAAUGAUACUUUGCCGCUAUGCCCGUAUGAUUCUAGCCUACGACGCAGAAGCCAAACAUAACAACAUUGGUGGUGCCCCUUGCUGUACCGACACCAGUUUGCUUUUUGUCCAGCUUCAGGGCGUCUGCAGCGGAGAAUUGAACAAGGUUAUAUGUCGCAGUAUCGACCAGCUUCCUCGUUCCUCGGUCCCAAAGAUGCUCAAGUUACCCGUAAUCACUCUCAUUGACUGUGAUGCCUGUGCGGAUUCCUCAACGCAAUUGAGAACUCCCAAGGAGAUUCUGGAACUUGGUACGAGUGUGAGGGAUAAACUGUAUCUGGAUGGCAUGAAAGUCAAGCUGGAGAGCACAAAUCCGAUUGUGUGCUGCUCGUAUCGCCAGACCAAUACGCAAAUUCUCGCUGGGAUGAAAGCUUCUGGCUUUACUGUAACUGCUUCCAAUCGUUCAAGCUCUACAUCUAAAUCAGCAACCCCCGUAUCUCGAGACCCUUCUCCCGAAAUUGGUAAUUUUAUGGAAGUGGACUAUAUCGACAAUUUUCUUGGCGCGUCAUCAGAGAUGGAAGAUGACCCACCCCCCAAGGCAUCAAAAUACAACUAUCCGUACGUGAAGGAGGAUUAUAACGGGGCUGGAAGAGCAUUUGGAACAGGCCUUACAUUCAUGGAUCAGCUCAAACAGGAUCAAUUCGAACCCCAGCGGGCGGAAAAUUUGUACUAUCCUUUUGCCUCGAAAGAUGAAUGGGAGCUCUCCCUGUUCCUACUUCGCUCUGACAUGAGCGUAGGAAUGCUGAAUGAUUUUUUGAAACUUGAACUGAUAAAAAAACUCAACUUGUCCUACAAGUCGGCAAAAGAUCUACGCAACCGGGCAGAGAUCCUUCCCUCUGGUCCGCAGUGGAAGAGUCAAACGAUCAUACCAGAAAUACCAAGCAAAAAUCAGCUAACGCUUUUUUACCGCGAUGGAUUGGAAUGUAUCAAGGCGCUUCUCAUCAGUCCCUUGCUCCAAGAUAGCAUGCACUUUAGCCCAUUCAAGCUCUUCGACAAGUGCAACGAGAUGAUGCGGGUAUACACUGAGUGGUUUAGCGGUGACAUUGCGCAUUUUAUGCAGUAUAACAAGGUUCCCAAGGACCAGCUCCCAAAAGGAGCAACACUUGUACCUCCUAUUAUUUCCACGGAUAAAACCAACAUUUCCAACAUGACCGGAGGCCGUGUCGCCUACCCUGGCCUUAUCAGCAUUGCCAACAUAAUGAUGAACUUUCUUCAUCGCUCCAAAGCUGUGAAUGGGAUGAUGGCAGCACGGCUAUAUCACCAGUGCAUGGACAUUGCUCUAGAAUCGGUCAAACAAACUGCGAGGGUGGGAACCACCAUGGCAGAUGCAUUGGGGAAUAAUUGUUUCUGCUUUACACCGCUUGCUGCCCUUAUCGUUGAUACUCCAGAAUCUGCUCUGGCGGCUUGCGUCGCAGGAUCCACAUCCUCUGUGACGUUGGCACAAUACGAGACGUUUGGGGAUUCCUUUCGCCACCCUUCCCGAACUGCAGAUCAUACAAUCAACACCAUCAUGGCCAUCAACAAUGUUAAGCCCCCUAAUCAUCUCGAACCAUAUCUAAAAGAAAGCAAAAAGCACCGUCUCAAUGGGGUUCACCUACCGUUUUGGAGAGAUUGGCCCUUGUCUGAUCCUUCUGCAUUCCUUACGCCUGAACCCCUUCAUCACUGGCACAAGAUGUUCUGGGAUCAUGAUGCAAAAUGGUGCAUUGCUGCAGUCGGAGGUUCCGAAUUGGAUUUUCGAUUUUCGAUUUUACAGCACCGCACUGGUUUCCGACACUUCAAGGAAGGGAUUUCUUCCUUGAAACAAGUGACCGGUAGGGAACAUCGGGACGUUCAGCGAUACAUUGUUGCUCUCAUUGCAGACACAGUCAGUACACCCUUUAUCUUAGCCAUCCGGUCUCUGAUGGACUUUCGGUAUCUCGCACAAUCUCAAACAAUCUCCGAGGCAAUGUGUCUCAGAAUUGAGCAGGCACUGCAAGAUUUCCAUGCCAAUAAACAAGCCAUCCUUGACGCGGGAGCACGUCGAGGUAAAAAAAACAACCCAAUCGAUAAUUUCUAUAUUCCAAAACUCGAGUUUUUGCAAAGUGUAGUACACGCAAUUAGACUAAAUGGAUGUGCAAUCCAAUGGUCUGCAGACACAACAGAGCAUGCACAUAUCGAGGUGGUCAAAGCCCCUUCCAGUUCCAGCAAUAAUCAAAGAUACGAGCCUCAAGUUUGUCGAUACCUUGAUCGUCGUGACAAAUUGCGCAAUUUCGAUUUGUUUACAGCUAUACGAGAAAUGAGGAUUGAUUUUCGGGCUAUACACUCUGCAACAAUUACGGAUGAGGAGGAGCAGGAGGAGGGGGAUGAGGGGGAGGAAAACGGCGAGGUUGUGAUGGACACAACGUCAGAACUUCUUUCAACAAUCAUGCCGAUGACAACCUUUCAAUCAGCAAAGUCCAAUCGCAUUGUGGAUUACUUCUACAAAGCUAGUCUCUAUGAGCGUGGCGUAUUGGAAGGCCCAGUCCCCUACAGAACAUUUUCUUGCAGCAAAAACGUUGUUGCCCAUUUAUCUAGGGAUGCUAGUUCCAAAAGAUUGCAUAUCGACGAGGUUGCGAGCAUUUUUAAAAUUCCCGACCUACGACCAGCAAUUGCCGAUUAUGUGUCACUCAUCAAUAAGGAAUCAAAUCCGAGAUACACCAAUUCUCGAGGUUAUCACAUCAAGGGGAUAACUGGCAGGCGUGUUUCUCCUCCCGGUUGUCCGUUGCCGUAUUCAAAACUUGAGGUAUGGCAUAAGGUCCGUAUACAGUCGACUGCGUACCAAUACCCUCAUGAGAUCCUGGAGGCAGUCACACUUAAUGCAUAUCCGCCAUCUAACAAACAUCCUUUUGGAUACUUCGAUUCAGCAAUCAUAAACGUGGAUGAAUCUGAGGAGUGGCCUCGCAGCGGGCUUCAAGGCCAUUCUGUCGUCGACAUUCGUAUUAUUUUUCGCAUUGUCGGAGAGACACCCAGUACUGUGUCUCCCGAUAUUACUGGAAGAUUUCUCGCAUACGUCCAACGUUUUGAGGUUUUAAAUCAGCCACAGUCUCUAGGUUCUGCGAUCCGUGGACCUUACCCAGAGCCAAUAACCGGCAUGUAUAAAUUAAAACGAAGUCAACGUACAGAUAACACCAUUAUGGGUGGAAUUUUACCAUUGAAUCAAAUACGCUCCCUGGUUGAUCUGGUCCCUCAGAUGGGCGAGAAGGCAAGGCAAAGCCUUACUACACAUAACAAUCAAGCUGUCAGCACCUUGUCCGAGAUCUGGCACCCUCAGGAUAUUCCUUCCGUGUUCCUACCCCCCGCCAAAGUAGGGGGUAGCUCUUUUCCUCCUACUCAUUCCCGUCCAACUUCCAAGCAGAUCUCUUCCGAUUUGCAAUCCAUAGCGUCUCAUACACAUCCAAUACAUCCACACAACAGUCAUCCCUCCGUAUCCGGCCAUAACCCUUCCCCGACCCUCUUGCUUGCCUCGGGCACCAAAUCCGAUCAGAUAUUACCCCUCAAGUCUUUUGUUUAUAAAGUCCUUCGCCACUCAAGGACAUCUAAAAACGUACUGCAGAUAGCACUAUGUUAUCUAGAAUCCAUUCGUCCCAAGGUCCCACAGAUUUUGCAAGAGGAAAACAUCGGCAUUCGCUCUUAUGCUCAGCCCAAAAGCAGUAUUCAGAAAGCUACCCCAGAAGAGCUGGCGAUGGAUGCUGAGCUUACUGCUCUUGAGAACUCCGGCAAGAUCAACAUCAUCAAUAAUUUCAUUGACAAUUCUAUGCAAACAUUCCGUGUUGCCGAUUCUGGUUCACAAGAUCUGGCUGAAUCGUGCAUCUAUCCACAAGACUCUCUGUCCAGCGUAGAUGUGCAGGUCUCAACGGCUCCUCUUUCCACCACCCUUUCUUUGCCAUCUCCCCUCCUGUGUCCCCGUAGAGCCUUUCUGGCAUCCCUCAUCCUGGCCUCCAAAUUUUCACAAGAAAAGUGUUAUUCUAACCGUGCUUGGGCAAGGUUAUCUGGUCUCCCACCUCGUGAAAUUGGUCGCUGCGAACGUGCCCUCGCACAAGCCUUGCAAUGGCGACUCUGGGUCGGCAAAUGCGCCUUUGGUGAGAGUGCUGCAACUGCCACAUAG